Platichthys flesus (European flounder) is the source of this 5793-nucleotide messenger RNA. RefSeq names its product A disintegrin and metalloproteinase with thrombospondin motifs 3. Gene Ontology annotation, biological process: extracellular matrix organization; proteolysis. The record is from RefSeq and is a predicted model, not a curated record. Gene Ontology annotation, cellular component: extracellular matrix. Gene Ontology annotation, molecular function: metalloendopeptidase activity. The transcript has 22 exons. Lineage: Eukaryota; Metazoa; Chordata; Actinopteri; Pleuronectiformes; Pleuronectidae. Bases 456 to 4217 code for a protein of 1253 amino acids.
GGAGGAGGAGGAGGACAAGAAGAAGAAGAAGAAGAGGCGGAAGAAAACUGGGCUCCCUCUCCAAACCGUCCCGGCUUUUGUACCGGGGGAGUUGUCGUCAUCAGCGCUCAGAUAUCUCCCCCCACUCUCUGCUCCCUAAAUGGAUGGGGCAGUCUUGGUCUAUGUAGUUCAGCAGCACAGGCCGUGAAGGCUGGAAGCAACUUGUGAAUAGAUCCGUCAGUUUGGCGUCUGGAGGGAAACGCACAGAAAUGCGCGUCGCUGCAGUUGAACUCUGAGGACUUUUCUAUCCUGCACUUUCUACUCAGUGUGUGUGUGUCUGUGUGUGUGUGUGUGUGUGUGUGUGUGUGUGUGUGUGUGUGUGUGUGUGUUUCCUUUUUCUCCUCCUCUGCUCAAAGUUUACAACAGACAGGAAAAGUCAGCGCUGAAGUGGCAGCUCUCACUCUGCAGCCCUCGCUAUGGAUUGGAUGUAUUUAUUCUUGCGCUUUUCACUCACUCAACUAUUUUUGGAACAUAUUUUCGCUGCAGAAACUGAUGAACAACUCUCUGGGAAGUUAAGUGAAUACGGUCUCAUCGUGCCCUUCAGCACAGACUCCCACGGCCGGUACAUCUCUCACGUGGUCUCAGCUGGAAGUGGAAGUAAAGGUGAUGGUGGUUCCGCUGCUGGUGCUGCUGGUGCUGCUGCCGCCGGCGCCUCAGACCCCGGCAGCAAGAGGAGGGUGGCCCGUGGUGCCCCCGAGACGCCCUCGGUCACCUCCUCCUCCUCCUCGACUCAGCACUUGUUUUUCAAUGUCACUGUGUUUGGGAAGGAGCUGCACCUCCGCCUGAGGGCCAACAGGAGGCUGGUGGCCCCGGGAGCUUUCGUGGAAUGGCAGGAGGACUAUGAGGAAAAGGCCAAGGAACGUAUCCACAGGAACUGUGUUUUCACUGGGGAUGUGAGUGAUAUGCCGGAGGCUACGGUGGCCAUCAGCAACUGUGACGGACUGGCAGGUCUGAUCCGGACUGAUAAUGGGGAGUUUUUCAUCGAGCCCCUCGAGAAGGGCCAGCAGGAUGUGGAAGUGAAGGGGCGUGUCCACGUGGUCUACCGCAGGUCGGCCAUCAAGCAGGAGUCGGGCCAGCGGAGGGAGGACCUCCACAACGAAGUGGCGGAUUUCGGGAUCGCGGACCUCCCCGCCUCUCUGGAUCUCGUGGAGCAGAAGUUGUCCGAGACCGAGCGCAAGAGGAGGCACGCGAAGAAAGACGACUACAACAUCGAGGUGCUGCUGGCUGUGGACGACUCGGUGGUGCGCUUCCACGGCAAGGAGCACGUGCAGAAUUAUGUUCUCACGCUCAUGAACAUAGUUGAUGAAAUUUACCACGAUGAAUCUCUGGGCACCAACAUCAACGUGGUCCUUGUCCGCAUGAUAAUGGUCGGCUACAGACAGUCGAUAAGCCUGAUCGAGCGUGGCAACCCAUCCCGCAGCCUGGAGCAGGUGUGCCGGUGGGCCAACACGCAGCAGCGCCGCGACCCCGACCACGCCGAGUACCACGACCACGCCAUCUUCCUGACAAGGCAAGACUUUGGUCCUGCAGGUAUGCAAGGCUACGCUCCAGUGACGGGGAUGUGCCACCCACUGAGGAGCUGCACUCUGAACCACGAGGACGGCUUCUCCUCCGCCUUCGUGGUGGCUCACGAAACCGGCCACGUGCUGGGCAUGGAGCACGACGGCCAGGGAAACCGCUGCGCUGAUGAGACCAGUAUGGGGAGCAUCAUGGCGCCACUGGUCCAAGCGGCUUUCCACCGCUACCACUGGUCGCGAUGCAGCAAGCAGGAGCUCAAUCGAUACAUACACUCCUACGACUGCCUGCUGGAUGAUCCCUUUGAGCACAAGUGGCCCAAGCUUCCCGAGCUCCCCGGAAUCAAUUACUCCAUGGACGAGCAGUGCCGAUUUGACUUUGGCGUCGGUUAUAAAAUGUGCACAGCUUUUCGAACCUACGACCCUUGCAAGCAGCUGUGGUGCAGUCACCCCGACAACCAGUACUUUUGUAAAACUAAAAAAGGACCUCCGGUGGACGGGACGGAGUGUGCACCAGGAAAGUGGUGCUUCAAGGGCCAUUGCAUCUGGAGAUCGAGCCAGCAGCCUCAGGGCCACGACGGGAGCUGGGGCUCCUGGUCGAAGUCCGGUUCUUGCUCCAGGACUUGCGGCGGUGGCAUUCGCUCCCGCAGCCGACAGUGCAACGACCCUCCGCCUGCGUACGGUGGUCGAGAUUGCCCCGGCUCUACUUUCGACUACCAGAUGUGCAACACCGAGGAGUGUGCUGGACCUUACGAGGACUUCCGUGCUCAGCAGUGUGUCCAGAGGAGCAACAAAUACCACAAGAACAUCAAGCACACCUGGCUGCCAUACGAGCACCCAGAUGACGGCCGCAAGUGCGAGCUGAGCUGCAAGUCGAAGGACACAGGGGAGGUGGUGUUCAUGAACCAGGUGAUGCAUGAUGGGACCCGCUGCAGCUACUCAGACCCCUUCAGCGUGUGCGCUCGAGGAGAGUGUCUGCACGUUGGCUGUGACAAGGAGGUCGGCUCCUAUAAACAAGAGGACAAGUGUGGAGUGUGCGAGGGGGACAACUCCCACUGUCGCACCGUGAAGCUGACGCUCACCAAGACGCCAAAGAAGAACGGAAUGCUGAAAAUGUUCGACAUCCCAAUAGGAGCUCGCCACAUUGUUAUUGAAGAGAACGACACCUCCCCUCACAUAAUCGCUGUGAAGAAUCAAGUUACUGGGAACUUCAUACUGAAUGCAAAGAGUGAGGACGCUGAGUCGAAGACCUUCAUCGAGAACGGUUUACAGUGGGAGUAUUCCAUGACUGAUGAGAAGGAGACCCUGAAAACAACUGGUCCUCUGCAUGAGGGCAUCAUUGUUCUGGUUUUGCCGCAGGAGGAAGAUACAAAAGUCAGCUUGACGUAUAAGUACAUCAUACACGAGGACCUGUUACCGCUUAUCACCAACAACAAUGUACUUCUAGCCGAACUGGACACCUACGAGUGGGCAUUGAAGAGCUGGUCUCAGUGCUCCAAACCAUGUGGCGGAGGCAUUCAGUACACAAAAUACGGCUGCAGGAGGAAAAGUGACAGUCGCUUGGUGCAUCGUAACUUCUGUGAAACCAGCAAAAAGCCCAAACCCAUCCGCAAACGCUGCAAUGUGCAAGAGUGCAGCCAGCCAACGUGGGUGGUGGAGGAGUGGACUCCCUGCAGUAAGACCUGCGGGAAGCUUGGCUACCAGACCAGGGUGGUGCAGUGCAUGCAGGCGCUCCACAACGGCACCAACCGGCCCGUCCACAGCAAACACUGCACCGAGAACCGUCCGGAGACGAGGAGGGCGUGUAACCACACAACAUGCCCCGCCCAGUGGAGGACAGGGGCCUGGUCUCAGUGCUCGGUGACCUGCGGCGAAGGAAUCCAACAGAGGCAGGUGGUUUGCAAGGCCAGCGACAACACCAUCGGAGAGUGUGAGAGCGAGAAGCCGGAAACCGUCCUCAUUUGCAAACUCAACUAUUGUCCAGGACAGCCAGUGUCUUCUCUCAGUGUUGAGAAGAUCGUAAAUACCACGAUAAAAGCCGAUGAAGCGACACGACAGAAGGUUUCUGAAAACCCCGUCCACAAAAUCUCCUCAAAUGAGCCAUGUCUGGGGGAUAAAUCGAUUUUCUGUCAAAUGGAAGUUCUAGCCCGUUAUUGUUCAAUCCCCGGAUAUAAUAAGCUUUGUUGUGAGUCUUGCAACAAGAAAGAAAACCUCGCCACUCAUUCCCCUGAUAUUGAAAAUGCCCCUGUGGUCUUAGUCGAACGUGAAUCCUCCACUCCUUCUCAAUCCUCAUCAUCCAAAGAGCCUCUACCUGCCAUGACCGAGAGCCCGCCACAAACCACUAAAGCCACCAGCAGACGGCCAUGGUCCACCGCCCCGCUGUCGACCACCGCCGCCGACGCUGCUGGAUCCUCCACAUCCACAGGUGCCUCUCUGCCCCAGGUCCCCACCAGUGCCUCCUUCCUCGUAGCUGAGAAGGAAGACUCUGACCCGGGGCCUCUUCUACCUCCAGAGCCGCCACGGCCCACAGCAGACUCCAGUAGAGGUGCCUCUAAAGAGCACAGUCCAAACAGCACGUUAGGCCCAGUCACUGCCAAGUCAAGAAGGGACGAUUUAGGAUCCGAGAGGGACUCCAGUCACAGAACCCUGUCGGCUCAGAAAUAAGACAGUGAGCGAUGCUGUGAACAUGCUGCUCAGUGAGACGCUCUCAUACAUCAGCUCAGCCUGCGUAGCAUCUGAUAGACUUGCAGUCAGGCUGCAGAUAUUUUCUUUUCUUUUUUUUUCCCAUGCCAGUGAACUGACCAGUGAUGGUUACCUCAUCAAAUCUCCAGAGCGACCUCUGUCGCCCUGCCCUCUGUGCUUCAAAUAUGAAACGGGAGAAAAUGAAGUUGUCAAAACAAAGGUGCUGUAAAAUUAAACGACUACAAGACGUGUUCAAAAUGUGAUGACUGCAUUGCUACAUUCAUGUUUUUAUCUGUGUACAGUUAUGUAAGCCUGUUUUUUCUCAAGUGCAUUAGAACUACUAUUGAACUGGUAUUGUGAACAUGACUAGAGGUCAAAGGCCAUGGUUGCAGGCAUGCAGGUGCUACCUAUGGGGUCCUGAGUGUUCCAACAGAAUAAUUAUAGACCACUCUGCAAUCUCUGCAUACAGUUUAUCUUUUACCUAUUACAUUAAGAUUACAAUUAUGCAUUGAAAGCCUGUUAUAUUUAAUGUAUUCUGCUUUUAAAAAUAUCAAUGAAUUAAGUGGAAAGGGUUAGGGAUUAAAAAUGUUUGUAAUUCCUGAUAAGCCUCCAUCCACCUGUUCUUGUUGAGGCUGAAGGUGGCGCUGUUCAUUACAUACCAAUGGACCAAUCAGAGCCCCUGUUACUAUGGUAAAGACACAGACAAAAAAAGCCAAAUUUAUUCAGUCCAAGCAAGUAAUGAAAUACCGUUGACAUUAAGAUUUUGAAAGCAGUAACAUUGUUGUAACAAUUGUUUGGCAUUGCCACUCACACAGUGACCUUCUAGACAGGAUUUGUUGCUAUGAGGUUUCCAAGUAACCAGCUGAAACAGGUGCUCUGUAUGCCGAGCUUGGCGUUUCAUGUUUUUCAGCGGAUUCCCCCCCUCUGCUUCCAGUUAUCAUACUAAGCUAGCCACAUGCUAACAUUAGACUCACAUUUGUUGUGAUUUCAGAUCUUGUCAUCUGAGAAUGAAAGAGAGCAAAUUACAAAAAAAUUCGACAUUUUUCAAAAUCGAUAAUAAUACAACAGCUUUUAAGGUCUAUAAAUAUUUCCUCGGCACACUCCAGGUUUCAUAGUCAUCACUCCAGGCAGAGACCUUCAUGACUUCUCUGUCCCCGGUGCUUCUUUGUUUUUAAUAUUGUCCGCAUCCAAUUUUGUGGUGAUAAAUCAGCGAGGCUCAUCCCUGCUGCAGCGUGCCCUCACAAAAAAGAUUUUAGAAAACAAUAAAUCAUGAAGGUUUUUUUUUUGUAACUGAUAUAUUUUUCAGAUAAUAAUGUAUAUAGUGUAAAUUUCAAGUCAUGAAAAGUUGUGUUUUGUAAUUGGAAACUACAGGUGAUGCUGUAAGUCUGCAGACUGUGGUCGGUCAUCGUGGUACACCAUUCCUGCAUUGCAGUCCAUAACAUCAUUAUUUGUAUUGUAUAGUUCUUGUAUAUACCUACGUGGAUGAAAGCUUUAAAUGUUAAUAUUUAUUGAAUUUUUAAAGUGGUAUGGAGAACAAAGUAAAAGACAUUUGAAAGAA